Messenger RNA from Jaculus jaculus (lesser Egyptian jerboa), 2472 nucleotides. RefSeq names its product G protein-coupled receptor 4 (gene Gpr4). The transcript is spliced from 2 exons. NCBI's taxonomy places the organism in Eukaryota, Metazoa, Chordata, Mammalia, Rodentia, Dipodidae. Gene Ontology annotation, biological process: G protein-coupled receptor signaling pathway. Gene Ontology annotation, cellular component: membrane. Bases 775 to 1926 code for a protein of 383 amino acids. The record is from RefSeq and is a predicted model, not a curated record. Gene Ontology annotation, molecular function: G protein-coupled receptor activity.
CCGAGCCGCAGCCGAGCGUGGCGCCGCCCGGGGCCCGGUGCAGCCGCCCAGCCCAGGCCAGGCCCUGCGAGGUCAGCUUUCUACCAGGUGGUUAAGUGGAGCCAAACAUCUCAAGCCCUCAGACCCCACCAGGACAGACCCCGAAGUCCUCCACGGGUCCAUCAGACUUCUUCCGUCCACAACGCUCCUGUGUUCUAGUCCUUACUCAUCUUUCUAUUUCUUCCCACAGUCCCCAGCCCUAGCCAACGUUUUCUUAGAGAAUACCUCAUUUUCUUCCUCCUUGGUGAAUAUAUAUAUAUAUAUUUUUUUUUUUCCCCUCAUUUUCUGCUGGGGCCUAACAAAUGCUAUCCUUCUUGCAUCUUCCCCACUCUGUGUCCCCCCAACCCAACCCAUCUGAACCCUCUGCUGAUAGUUCCUGAGCCUUCUGGACCAUUCCAUGCCAGUGGCAUUUCAUCAUGGCUGCGGUUUACUCCCUAGGACCUUGACCAGCAUCCCACCCAUUGGUGCCUUCACCGCCUCCUUAAUUAACCACCCUAAACGGCCCUCCUCAUCCGAUCCCCCCUGCGCCCGUCAGGUGCAUGACUCCGGCUCUCCAUGGCUUGCCCAGUCACCCCUCUCUGACAGAUCUCUCAGCCCGGCCUUGUUUCCCCCAUCCCUCGGGCCACCUUCUCCUCCCGAGCCCUCCUCGCCGCCGCCCAGCUCAGCCGGGGUGGAUUGCUCCGCGUGCCACCAUGCCGCGCCCCUGAGCCUCCGGAGAGGGGCCCAGGGGACCCGAUGGCCUCCCGCCCCCGGUGUCCCUGCAGCCCCCGGUGGGUCAGGGGGAGAAACGACUGGGACACGCCGGCGCCCAGCAUGGGCAACCGCACGCUGGAGGGCUGCCACGUGGACUCGCGAGUGGACCACCUGUUCCCGCCGUCCCUGUACAUCUUCGUCAUCGGCGUGGGGCUGCCCACCAACUGCCUGGCCCUGUGGGCUGCCUACCGCCAGGUGCGCCAGCGCAACGAGCUGGGCGUCUACCUGAUGAACCUGAGCAUCGCCGACCUGCUGUACAUCUGCACGCUGCCCCUGUGGGUGGACUACUUCCUCCACCACGACAACUGGAUCCACGGCCCCGGCUCGUGCAAGCUCUUCGGCUUCGUCUUCUACAGCAACAUCUACGUCAGCAUCGCCUUCCUGUGCUGCAUCUCCGUGGACCGCUACCUGGCCGUGGCGCACCCGCUGCGCUUCGCCCGGCUGCGCAGGGUCAAGACGGCCGUGGCCGUGAGCUCGCUGGUGUGGGCCACGGAGCUGGGCGCCAACUCGGCCCCGCUGUUCCACGACGAGCUCUUCCGGGACCGCUACAACCACACCUUCUGCUUCGAGAAGUUCCCCAUGCAGGGCUGGGUGGCCUGGAUGAACCUCUACCGCGUCUUCGUGGGCUUCCUCUUCCCCUGGGCGCUCAUGCUGCUCUCCUACCGGGGCAUCCUGCGGGCCGUGCAGGGCAGCGUGUCCACCGAGCGCCAGGAGAAGGCCAAGAUCAAGAGGCUGGCCCUGAGCCUCAUCGUCAUCGUGCUCGUGUGCUUCGCCCCCUACCACGUGCUGCUGCUGUCCCGCAGCGCCGCCUACCUGGGCCGGCCCUGGGACUGCGCCUUCGAGGAGCGCAUCUUCUCCGCCUACCACAGCUCGCUGGCCUUCACCAGCCUCAACUGCGUGGCCGACCCCAUCCUCUACUGCCUGGUCAACGAGGGGGCCCGAGGGGACGUGGCCAAGGCCCUGCACCACCUCCUCCGCUUCCUGGCCAGCGACAAGCCCCAGGAGAUGGCCAGCGCGUCUCUCACCCUGGAGACGCCGCUCACCUCCAAGAGGAGCAGCUCGGGCAAGGCGGGGGCGUCCGGCUGGGUGACCGGGGACCAGGGGCCUCUGAAGAUGCUACUUCCGGCCCACUGAGCCAGGCUGGUCACCCUCCGCCCUCCUCUGCUGUAUGCAAAUUGUAUGUAAAUAAGGUUAAAUUCCUGAGAAUGUAAGAAAAAAGAGUGAGGUCUGCGUGCGGGUCGAUAUUAGCCGUCUUCGUCCAUCGAUCGGGACCCCUGAUGAUUCAGUCUGGCUGGCUGGGCCCGCUGGGAUAAUGACCCAGAGGUGCCCGGUGUCCCUGUGACUUCCCAGAUUCUGCCGCCCUCUGGGGGUCACGGAGGGCUUCCUGGAAGAGGGGCCGAGUAAAUUAUGUCAAAUGUUUGGUUUCCAAAGACGAAGACAAAAGGAGAAGAAAGAUCCUAGCCUGGUGGCACAUCAGUCGUCCCACCUGCUUGGGGACGCUGAGGCAGGAGGAUCCCAAGUUCAAGACCUGCCUGGCUUACAGAGUGAGAAGUUACCUCAAAAGUAAUAAGGGCUGGAGGGAUGGCUUACUGGUUAAGGCGUUUGCCUGCAAAGCCAAAUGACCCUGGUUCGAUUCUCAGGACCCAUGUAAGCCAGAUGCACAAGGUGGCACGUGUGUCU